Drosophila suzukii is the source of this 4132-nucleotide messenger RNA. It is a transcript of the gene Dop2R, whose product is annotated as dopamine D2-like receptor. The record is from RefSeq and is a predicted model, not a curated record. Gene Ontology annotation, cellular component: plasma membrane. NCBI's taxonomy places the organism in Eukaryota, Metazoa, Arthropoda, Insecta, Diptera, Drosophilidae. Gene Ontology annotation, molecular function: dopamine neurotransmitter receptor activity, coupled via Gi/Go; G protein-coupled receptor activity. Gene Ontology annotation, biological process: adenylate cyclase-activating adrenergic receptor signaling pathway.
UGGCGAUGUGGCAGGUACCGCCGGGGUCGGCGGAGGAGGAGGAUUGGCUGGAGGACUGGGAGGAACUGGAGGAGGAUCAGGGGGCAGCACCUUCAUGCUGCUGCUCGAAAACUUUAACGAUUAUUUUCCCAACUACAAUGGGAGCACGGUUUCGGGAACAACAACCAUUGCGCCGGGGGCGGGGAUGGGCUCGGGCAUGGGCGUGGCCAUCACGGGGAGCAGGGGCGGCGGCCUGCUGCUCGAGCAGAACCUGACGGGACUGUACCUUGACGGCUACCGGUUCAACUGCACCAACGAGACGCUCAACCUGACCGACCCCUGCGCCGAGCUGAGAGUGGUGGACCACAACUACUGGGCGCUCAUCCUGAUCCUGUUCCCCAUCCUGACCCUCUUCGGCAACAUCCUGGUCAUCCUGUCCGUGUGCCGCGAGCGCUCGCUGCAGACAGUCACGAAUUAUUUUAUAGUCUCGUUGGCCAUCGCCGAUCUCCUGGUCGCCGUGGUCGUGAUGCCAUUUGCUGUCUAUUUUCUGGUAAAUGGAGUCUGGGCCCUGCCUGACGUUGUUUGUGAUUUCUAUAUAGCCAUGGAUGUGAUAUGCUCUACUUCAUCGAUAUUCAACUUAGUUGCCAUCUCCAUAGACAGAUAUAUCGCUGUGACACAGCCAAUAAAGUACGCCAAGCACAAAAAUAGCCGCCGCGUUUGCCUUACGAUACUGCUGGUGUGGGCCAUAUCGGCUGCCAUCGGUUCUCCGAUAGUUCUGGGCCUCAACAACACGCCCAAUCGCGAGCCCGAUGUAUGCGCCUUCUACAACGCUGACUUUAUACUCUACUCCUCGCUGAGCAGCUUCUAUAUACCCUGCAUUAUUAUGGUGUUUCUCUACUGGAACAUUUUCAAGGCGCUGAGGAGUCGGGCGCGGAAGCAGCGGGCGGCCCGCAAGCCCCACCUAUCGGAACUCACGGGCGGCAGUGUCAUCGAGAACAUCGCCCAAACGCGCCGCCUGGCGGAGACGGCAUUGGACAGCAGCCGGCACGCCAGCAGGAUCCUGCCGGACGAGGCGGCCACCAACACGGCCAGCGGUUCCAACGAGGAGGAGGACGAGAACGCCAUCUCGCCGGACAUCGACGACUGCCACGUCAUCGUGAACGACAAGUCCACCGAGUUCAUGCUGGCCACCGUCGUCGAGGAGACGGGCAACAGCGUCGUGGCCCAAAUCACCACUCAGCCGCAGCUGGUCGUCGCCGAUCCGAAUGGCGUGGCGCCCGCCUCCGCCUCCGCCGCCACCUCCGCUGCAGCUCCGCGGAGCAGCGGCUCGCCGCCGGACAGUCCGCUGCCCAGUGGCGCCACCCUCCAGCGGUCCAGCGUCAGCAGCCAGCGGCGCAACCCCGACGACUCGCCGAAGCGCGGCGAGCCGACUCUCAGGUCAGUCGGUGUCGAUAACUCCAGCGUCGCCAUGAAGCCAUUGUCCUUUGUCCGCUACGGGGUGCAGGAGGCCAUGACUUUGGCACGCAACGACUCAACGCUAUCGACCACAUCGAAAACGUCCUCGCGCAAGGAUAAGAAGAACUCGCAGGCGUCAAGAUUCACGAUAUACAAGGUGCACAAGGCCUCGAAAAAGAAACGCGAAAAAUCGUCGGCCAAAAAGGAACGCAAGGCCACCAAAACAUUGGCCAUUGUUUUGGGUGUCUUCCUGUUCUGCUGGCUGCCCUUCUUCAGCUGCAACAUCAUGGACGCCAUGUGCGCCAAGUUCAAGAAAGACUGCCGACCGGGCCUCACGGCCUACAUGAUGACCACCUGGCUGGGCUACAUCAACAGCUUUGUGAACCCGGUGAUCUACACGAUAUUCAAUCCCGAGUUUCGCAAGGCCUUCAAGAAGAUCAUGCACAUGGGGUGAUUAAAAACGCGAAUAGCAAUAGCAACUACCAGGAUGGUGAGGGAGUCCUUGUGGACUGGAUAUGAUUAUGAUAUGAUAUGCCAAAUGGAAGCCAUCGAUGCACAUGAGACCUCAGUUGGCACUGUGCAUUGGGCUUUAGUUACGUUUCGUUUGUCGUUCGUUGGCUUCUCCAAUAGCAUUAAGGUUCAGCUACUUAUGUAAAUAGAUCUGUAUAUACCUCUACUCGGUUAGGCCCAUAUACUCAGCAAGACAGAAAGACACAGAGAGAGAGAGAGAGAGAGAGGCGAGAGCAUUACGAGCUGUAGGCUAGGUAAAAUUUUUAACAAUUACAUUAAGCUAACCCUAACUAGCGAUAUAAUCAAGACACGACAACCACAGCAAACACGCGAUUAACAUUCCAAAGUAGCCAUAAGUUAUGCUAGGGUUACGGAUACGACUCGCUUUAACAGGACAAUGUAGUGUUCUUCGUAGGCUGCUCCCAAAACCUAUCACAUAUCACGAGCAGCAAGCUAUACCCACCACACACAGUACUCAGCCCCCCUCUAUUCGAACCCAAAAAUAAACCCCGAAUAUUAGAUAAGAGAGUAUGAAACAAGUUCAUAUCCCUAAAGGUUCUGCUGGCGAUUGUUCCAUAUCGAUACAUGGUGUCGGUACCUAGAGUUAGUUAGUUAAAUAAUCGGAAAUAAGUAGAUAAUAUAGCUAGCGGGCCUUGGGGUCAGCGCCUUCCACCACAGACACAUCACAUGUACGAAUUGGUCCAAGUUAGUUGGCGGACAUGGGCGAUAGGAAAGGGAAGUAUACAACUUGACAGAGUGACACAGACACACACACGAGCAGACACCAUAAAUCAAAUGAGCCCCACAAAUUAAUACAAUAUCGAGGGGCGCUGACCUUGAAGCUAAUCCCGCUUAAAGGUCACUUUCCGUUCGAUUUUCAGUUCGUUUAGCUAUAGAGACGAGCAUUAUAUAAGAGCAUUUAAGAUCCAGAGGUCGUACCUAGGCUAGUCAUAUAUAUAUAUAUAUAUAUCAGAUAGUACCAAGGGGGGCUGGCGUUAUAAAGAGCCUGGAUGCAUAGCAAGGAGGGGGAGAAUCAGGGUAUCUAGAGCAAAGGCUACCGCAUUGCUAGAAGCAAUAGGCGGUGAAAAGGAGCUCCGACUUUGGAGCCACCAUAGCAGAUAUACUCAUCGGUUUAAGCGUACGUGUAUAGUGGAAUAUCAAAACUGAGUUUUGAAACACGGACCGAAACCUUUGUCCUGCCGGAACUCGGAUUCCCAGGAUCCUGAGAUCGUUUCAAAACGGCAGGGCCGAAGGCCUUUGGUCCCUGAUUUCAACAGCCGUCCUCUUAACUGUUUCUAUGUGACAAAUAAUUGAUAGGUAAUUACUCCUACGUGUGUAGUAGUUUAUAAAACAAUUCCAUUAAUUACAUAUAGUACAUAUGGUAUAAGCUCGGAUUUGUGUACUUAGGCGUAAGCGGUGCCCCCAGCUCACAUUUCCAUGGAAACCCCUAGGAAACUCGAGAAAAAGCUCAACAGUUUUUAUACUUUCCUAAGAACUCCAAUACAAAUAUAGUAGCGAGUGUGUUGAGUGUGUGUUGGUGAGUGUUUUUUUUCGACAGGUUAGAACUCUAGUCGAUAAGGUUAGGCUAAGACUAUACUGUUCUACUUUCAGAUCAGUGUGAAAUGCUCUUAAGUUAGGUUCUUCCAAAGAAAACGCUUAUUAAUUAUAGCUAAUUGGUAAUUUUGCAAUUUGAACAAACUAUUUAUACGACACCAACACAAGCACACACACACACAAUAUUACUGUUGAUUUAUCAAAAUUGUAGCCUGAGUUUUCCAAUCGUUGAAUUGUUGUCUGUUAUCGUUAAUUUGUGAAUGAGAUAUAGCAUACUUUUAAGGUUCCUCCGUAGCGAGAUCUCUCUACCAAUAAAGCAUAUAUACGAUACCGAGUUUGUAAAAUAACUGAAAAUGGACAUGGAAACGGAAAAACUGAAAUGAAAACUAUUUUAAUGAAAUGGAAAUAUUUGUGUUUUUUUUUUCUAGAAAAUUAUGAGAAUUAUUAACUAAAUGAAACGUAGGCUAAGCUCUAAGAAAAGCAAACUAUUUCAAAAAUAAUUAUCAUAGCUUACGGAAAUAAUAAUAGCGAAUAACAACAAUAAACUAAUGAUACCAAAUAGGAUGUGGAGCGGCCUAGACUUCGUCAGCAUAAGAAUACAUCAAAUAAAUAAAGCAAAACUGAAAAUAUUUCA